GGGGAGGAACCCUACGGUGAGAAUGGCUUGUGUCAGUAUGCGCGGAAGAUGACUGCCUGUUUUGGACAUUUAGGUAAACCAAAUCAGAUGUGCAUGUGGAUUAUUUGGUGUGCGUUAUGUCACGGAACUGUUUUGUCAAGCUUACAGUGAAUAGCUGAGUGUCUGUCACCCUGUAAGCGAUUUGUUUGUGCCAAAGGUGGAAAACCAAGCUGCAUGCAUGGCGUCAUUGUGCAAGAAGUGGAAAGCUUUUGUUUCCUUUCCGUGUGAGAACUCGGUCUUUUGCUUUCCCUCUUGCUGUUUUCUUUAUCUUAAAGUGUUAUUUGGGGCUAUCUACCUCUGUAUGUGGUGUGUUAUCCUCUGAAGUGAUAUGAGGAGGAAAAAGGAAGAUUUCUUUGUUUUACCUUAUUGUCUGUGUUUUUAUUUCUGUUUUUCCUUUGCAGGUAGGUUUUGCUGAACUACGAUGAUUGACUGAUUUAGUUUUGUUUGUUUUUCAGUACAAGAAUAAAAUCGCACUGAAAUCUAUCAGCAGGAAGUUUAAUUGUGAUGACAAAAGCUAUUAAGGACAGCACAUUUCUGUCCUCUACUGAGCUAAAUGACCAGUUUAACUCUGAAUGUAGCUCAGAUGGGAGGGCUCUCUUCAGCUAUUUUAGCCCUUGGUCUCUAAUUUGUGCUGUUUUUCAGCAGAAUCCUAUAGCAGGUGCUUGCUACUUGUUGUGCUGUUUAUCUAAUGAUUGCAGUCAAAGUUUGCUGUUACCUCUGUUCUAGUAACAUUAGUAGAGCAGUGUAAUCCUGGUUGUGUAUUUUUGCCACAGGGCAGCCUGUAGUUUCAGCAAAGUGAGGCAGGGUUGAACAGGAAAUGGUCUAGAGAUGAAAGGAAGCAUUUAUAAUUAAAAUAUUUAUAAAACUAGUAAUGAGAUCAAAUAUUUACAGUAACUAAUUUGCCUAAUUUCUGUCUCAUAUCCAGUCCCCUGAGAAAUGUCAGUCUGAAAAGUGAUGGUACGUGCAGCUGUGCUCUGUGAAGACUCAAGCCCCAACACUGUGUGCUCGGAGGAGGCAUGGCUUUGAAUUGGCAGUCAUUUUAGAAUAUUUUAAUACUUGGCAGAUGCUGAGGAGAUUUCAGUGCUACUUCUGGGUUGGGCACCCACGGCUCCUGAGAAACAUGAGGACUAAGUUGCGUCCUUAUGCUUCUGUUUCCCUUCAGCAAGGGCAUUAGAAAUCAAUCUCUUCCAUUUAAUCUUAGGGUCUUAACAUAAGCAGUAGGAGCUUGCCACUGUCUUUUUUGAUUCUGGCUGAAGCCAAAUCCUAAUGCACAAGGUUGUCUCAGACACUGACAGCAGUAGUCAGCCAGGAAGGGGAGAUCAGUGGAGUAGCCUCUGAGAAGGGUGACCUUAUUUCCAAUAAUUAGUGUGCUGAAUGUUUCUAUGGUGACAUGCUUGCCUAAACUGAAGUAUACCCAUGUACCCCCCCCACUAAUCCCAUGAAUUUUUAUGCUGGAAGGAGGCCAGGUGGUGAUUCAGUGUUAUCCAGGAGGGUAAACAUACAGAAACAUCUCCACACAUGGUUAAAAGCACCAGUAGAGGCUUCAUAUGUCUUUUAUGGUGUAUGACUGUGGGAAAGGAGUGCAGUUUCUUCUGACGAGCACCACACAACAGAUCAUACCGGUUGGGUACAUCUUGCAUUAGUGGGCACAAUGACUGUCUAGGUAUGCAUUGCUGAAAGGUGGCAAUCAACCUGGCUAGAGCAGAGCUGGCAGUCACUCAGGUCUGUGCAGUCAAUGAAGGACAGGCUUUUCUACUACGUUUUAGGUAAACAAACUGUCACAACUGUUGCAGGAAUUGAUAAAGUUACUGCAGAGCUCACCUGCCAGCCCUCUGAGAAUUAAAGUGCCGGCAGAGUUAUGUCAGGCCAGCAGUGCUCUUGCUUCACCUACCUACCCAGGGCAAAGUCCUCCUCGAAGUGUUGGUGAGGUUGGGUAAUUGGCACUGCUUUUGCCAGAUGUGUGUACCCCACUGACAUCUUUGCCAGUUCUGCUUUGCUACACUGAGACAUGAAUGCGCUCUGCUGUGAGUCAGCCCUCUGCUUUAAGCACAAAGUGGUGAUCCACCUUCAGCUGAAGGAGCAGCAGCUGUGGUUACUUUGGGAGAUGAGAUCUGCCUGUUGAACUGUGAUUUUUGGGUUUCUUGAUAUGACAGAAAAGUCCUGGUACUUAUACAAUGAAAGGCAAGUCACCUCACGGGGAAGGAAAACGGUGUGAUAGUAGGUGAUGGAAGGCUGAGUCUGUGAGGUGGUCUGUUCUUUAUAAAACAGUAAGUAAAGCAGUCUUCUCUUCCAAGCCUGUUCCCAUCAGUACAUAGAGCUUGAACGCUGGGUCUGAGAGGAAGAGUUUUUCACCUUCAGAUUUAGCAAAAGCCUUCCAGGCAACAGUGCAAUUACUGUACCAAGCCAUUCUGUAGCUGUAUCCAACUUCUGCUUGUUAAGGGGAAUUGGCAGCCUGGGCUGACUGUUGUCUCAGGGAAUGCAGCAGAAUACAGAAUCUGAGGAUGGCCCCGAGCAAGGACUUGUCUGGGGUCCACCUGUAACUCCCUGUUCCACAUGAUGAAUGUGGUUUACUUUUUCAUUCCCUUUUAUCUUUUGCUUUGGAAUUUCCUGUGACUUUCCAGAGCCCAGUUGAUGAUUAACUCUGCCUUUGCCCAGGGAGAAAUAUUCAUUAGAUGAUUAGAUUAGCAAGCCACUGGAAUUGGAUUAAGGUAAAUACUUCUUGUAAGUGAAGCAGGAAGAGUUGGCACAGUAUCUGCAGAGCUUCUCCUGUCAGCUAUACAGGAAAGUGGAAGGGAAGAGCUGGUGAGCCAGUCAUGAAUAGUUAGGGGAAAGCUUAAGUGCUUUUGUGUGUAAUAGUCAGUGAAAGCUGCGGGCAGGAUUUCUCCAAGGAAAUCUGCUUAUGAAGUAGAGUCAGCCAGCCUUUAUACACUCCAUCAGAGACGAGCAUGCUCUACCUUUACUGUAACCUUUUGUCCGUAGCACACGUGCAGACCUGGCAUCAAAAUGGGGGCAUGGUAGAUUAAAAGCACAGAUGUGCAUUUGUAGCUUACGAUGAUGAUUCCUCCCUAAUAAGAUUUUUAUCAGAGCGAGAGUUUUUUGUUUGUUUGUUUUGCAACUAAUCCUCUUACGUACCUCAGAUAAAUUCUUUCUCUUGUCCUGAAUAUUAAUCUGAUUUUUCAAAUACUCUUUAUGGUUUUGCUUCAGACUUUUGCAUUCCCAGGGAUGAGUAGCAACUGAUUACAAUAGUUUUAGAUGGCAGUCACCUGAUGAAGCAUACUGUCAUAAUCUCUUGAAGAUAAUCACUAAAAAUAUAUCUUCCUUAAUCCCCUUUGCUGGAUAAGAGAAAAAGAGAAGGAUUGAUAAGGACAGUGUGCCACAGUGGUAGGCUGAUUGUGCACUACGGGUUGCUUUCCGUAACUUCUUCCCAAUAGAAAUGCCAUCUUUCCCCAUCCUAAACAGCUUCGGGAAGCUGUGUGGAUCGAGUAAAAGUAAAGAACUGGUGCUGGAAAAAGUGAAAUACAGAAAUUCAGUCAGAAGGAUGUCAGUUAUUGAGGAUGGGGAUAUUGCAGAGGUCCUGUAUCUCAUUCCGAAGCAGAGCUUACUGAAGCAACUGCCCUACUUGAAUCCAGAUGACUACUACUUGUGCGAGCGGUUAUUUGGUGGUCCUGAGGAUCUGGUGGCCCAUCCUCAAGAGCCCCAUCACCCAUCUGAAAAGCCAGUCAUCCACUGCCAUAAGUGUGGAGAGCCAUGUAAAGGUGAAGUACUCCGUGUUCAGUCCAGACACUUUCACAUCAAAUGCUUCACCUGCAAAGUGUGUGGCUGUGACUUGGCACAAGGAGGCUUUUUCAUUAAGAACGGGGAAUACCUUUGCACCUUGGAUUACCAGCGCAUGUAUGGUACCCGCUGCAACGGGUGUGGGGAGUUUGUUGAAGGAGAAGUAGUGACAGCUCUGGGAAAAACUUACCAUCCAAACUGCUUUGCCUGUACAGUUUGCAAGCGUCCAUUUCCACCAGGUGAUCGAGUUACCUUUAAUGGAAGGGAUUGUCUCUGUCAGCUGUGUGCUCAGCCAAUGUCCUCCAGCCCAAAAGAACUGUCUGCCUCAAGCAAUUGCGCUGGUUGUGGAAGAGACAUAAAAAAUGGACAAGCAUUGCUAGCUCUGGAUAAGCAGUGGCACCUGGGGUGCUUUAAGUGCAAGGCCUGUGGGAAGGUCCUGACUGGGGAAUACAUCAGCAAAGAUGGUGCUCCUUAUUGUGAAAAGGACUAUCAGGUUCUUUUUGGAGUCAAGUGUGAAGCAUGUCACCAAUUCAUUACAGGGAAAGUACUAGAGGCAGGUGACAAGCAUUAUCAUCCCAGCUGUGCACGAUGCAGCAGGUGCAACCAAAUGUUCACAGAAGGAGAAGAAAUGUAUCUGCAAGGUUCCACUGUCUGGCAUCCCGACUGUAAGCAAUCCACUAAGACUGAAGAUAAGCUACGGCAUUCCUCAUCUGAGUUCUUUUAUCCAAAGAGUCUGGUUCUGCGCAGACCACGCUCUGCAGAGCUGUUAUCACCGCCUUGCAUAAUGAACUCUAUCAAAAAACUAAGGCAGCCUACCAGAACAUCAUCAGAAAGUAUUUAUUCCAGACCAGGUUCCAGUAUACCUGGCUCACCGGGCCACACUAUCUAUGCAAAAGUAGACAAUGAGAUCCUUGAUUACAAGGAUUUAGCAGCCAUUCCCAAAGUCAAGGCCAUUUAUGACAUUGAACGUCCAGACCUAAUUACUUAUGAGCCAUUCUACACUUCCGCCUACGAGGACAGACAGGAGAGACAGAGUCUUGGAGAGUCUCCACGGACAUUAUCGCCUACUCCUUCUGCAGAAGGUUAUCAAGAUAUUCGGGAUCGCAUGAUUCACAGGUCUACUAGUCAGGGCUCUAUUAAUUCUCCAGUGUACAGUCGCCAUAGCUACACGCCCACCAUGUCACGUUCCCCUCAGCACUUCCACAGACCUGAGCUGCUCUCUACUGGUGUGCAGCGGUUGUCAUACCUGCGCACUAGCAGUCUCAGCUCCACUCACCAUGACUCCCGCCCCAACUCCCCCUUCCGACACCACUUCAUCCCCCAUGUCAAAGGCAAUGAGCCGUCCAGCGGUCGGAACUCCCCUGUCCCCUAUCGGCCAGACAGCCGCCCUCUCACUCCAACUUACGCUCAGGCCCCUAAACAUUUCCAUGUUCCAGAUCAAGGUGUCAACAUUUACAGAAAGCCACCAAUCUACAAGCAGCAUGAUGCAGCUGCUUUGGCAGCACAGAGCAAGUCCUCCGAGGAUAUCAUCAAGUCCUCCAAGUUCCCAGCAGCUCAUGCACCAGCACCCAACGAGAUACCAAAGAUUGAGACGGACCACUGGCCAGGUCCUCCCUCCCUUGCAGCCAUAGGAGCGGACAUGAGACGCAGGUCAAGUGGAAGAGAGGAAGAUGAUGAGGAGCUACAGAGACGCCGACAACUGCAGGAGGAGCAGCUCAUGAAGCUUAAUUCUGGGCUUGGACAAUUGAUACUGAAAGAAGAGAUGGAAAAGGAGAGGUCAGCCCUUUCUGCCAGUCGUUACGAUUCUCCAGCCCAUGCUUCAGCCUCCAAAACCUCUUCUCUUCCUGGCUAUGGAAAAAAUGGACUUCACAGGCCUGUGUCUACAGAUUUUGGUCAGUACAACAGUUACGGGGACGUGAGUGGUGGUGUUAGAGACUUCCAGUCCCUUCCGGAUGGUCAUGUCCCUGGAAUGAGAAUGGACAGAGGAGUAUCUAUGCCUAACAUGUUGGAGCCAAAGAUUUUUCCAUAUGAAAUACUCAUGGUGACCAACAGAGGGCGAAAUAAAAUACUAAAAGAUGUAGACAGAACCAGGCUGGAGCGUCACUUAGCACCUGAAGUUUUCCAAGAGAUAUUUGGCAUGACGAUACAGGAGUUUGACAAGUUACCUCUCUGGAGACGCAACGACAUGAAGAAAAAAGCAAAACUCUUUUAAUCUCCCUUUAAACAAACAACUGAAAAUGAUGCGUAGGAUACUGUAUCAUACAACCCAAACUAUUUGGAAGCAGCCACUUACCCACCAAAAAGGGAAAAUCGCAUAGUGGCACCUCUACACACAGCAAUUGAACAAGACGAACCUUUGCCCUCCUGGAACACAGGGAGAAAAUAUCUGGGCUGAGAAACAACAGUGCUAAUUUUCAGAGGUGUCGGCCUUUUACAUGAUAAUGUACAAGAUAGGAAACUUUUCUUCUCCCUCAAUGAUAUUCCCUUUACUUCUCUCCAUAACAUGAUGGAACUUUAUUGCUAGAGCCAGGAAGUGCCCUUAGGAUGCCUUGUAGACUAAAGUAGUUGUAACCACUCCAAGAACUGGAAAAGAAAUAUAUAUAUAUAUAAUAUAUAUAUAUGUAUGUGUGUUUGUGUGUGUGCGCACAUGUAUUUAUAUCUACUCACCUGUGUAUGUAUGUGUAUAUAUGUGUAUAUAUGGAGAGAACGAUAGAUACUCCAUAGUGAAGGAGAAGUCCUUUGUAACACAUCCAUAUGGUUAUGUCCAGUCUUUCACACAACUGUUUCUUCACUGGCAAUCUUUUGCAGCUGCAUCUUCUUUGUGUGAUACUAUCUGCCAAGGUGGGCACUUGGCUCACCUACGUGCAUACCAGUUGAAUUCUUGGAAAGCGGACUCCUUGUAUAUAUUUGCUAGGAUAUAGGAAGUGAAUUGCUGUGUCUGUUGUCAGUCUUCCCUCUUCCACACUUUCUGCUUGAAUUAAUAAGGCUGGAGCUUAACCAGUCAAAUAACAUAAGAUGACCUAAGUAAUGGGAAUGAUGGAGAAGAGUCAGUUUUCUUGUAAUUUAGUCCAGGAGAUGGGUGGGUGAAGGUGGGAAUGACAGAGUGAGAAAAUGCUUUUUUAAGUGUGCCCUGCUUCACACCAGAGAUUUUGGACAGACUCCUUGCUAGUAAUUAAUUACUGGUACAGCUCCUUAGACUGCAGUGGAUUUUACGUCAGCAGGGAAGAUGGUUCUCUGCAAGCCAACAUACAUUUUCAUCCCUCUUUAGGAGGGAUGUUUAUGAAUUAAAAGGUACCACCAUGGUGCCAUGCUUUGCCAAUAGAGGCUUUUUGAUUAAAUUGCAGUUGCUGUUGUCAAUAUGGCACAGUGCAUGGGGCCAAGCACUCCCUUUUUAGUUAAUUUUUCACUUCUGCUUGGAAAAGAAGGUGCAGUAUCUUUUUUUUCCUCUCUUGAAGCUUCAAAGCUCCAGCCUUGGUUAUUUUUAUUUCCCUUUGUGCCUGACUUGGUUUAUGAAGACAGAGAAAUCAUGCAAAGUGGUUUCUGAGCUGCAUUGAACUCCUUAUUGCUUUCAGUCUUCUUCCACUAUGUUGCAGCUUGAAAAAUAACUGCCUAUAUAUAUAUAUAUAUCUUAACUGCUUCCGGGCAGGUCCUAUACCGAGAAGGACAUGAGCACCAAAGUAACUGAAUGAAUGCAUUGUGGCUGCAGCAUCAGCUUUUUCUCUUCCUUGAUGCUUAACUGCCAAUGCAAGCUGCACUAAUGACCAUCUCCUUGUAUCGGAGAAAGUCAUUUAGGUUCUGUGUCUGUCAAAGAAUAUCAAGGUUUCAUUCUUUACGCAGAAACUUUUGGCACUGGAGGCAUCAGAACCUUUGUAUUUUCUGUUACAUUAGACAUUAGAGUUAAAAUCUGGAAGUCAGGAAGAGGAAACAGUCCCAUGUAGUUGUGAGGUUCACUAUCACUGUGUUGAGUUCUAUAUGUCACCAAAUGGCAUUUUACCAUGAAAUGUGCAGGACAGCCCACAUCCUGCCCCGUCUUUGCUGGUUUAGGAAGUCCUAUUGGAGCAGAUCACCGUGGUUCAUGAGCUCCAUGCUCUGGAGCUAAGUGAAUGGUGAGUGCAAGGGGCGUGCUUGAGAAUGUUCUCACAUGCAGACCUGGCAGCAUUGUCCCCACUGAACACAGGUCCUCACUGAACACUGUACCACGCCGUUGGGUGUGGUUUAGCUCUCUGGACUUCACUGAGAUUACAGCAAGGAUCAGUUCAACAUGUUUUACUUCGUUUUUCAGAACAAGCAUCUGAAAUGGCUUUAGAGGAACACUGAGAAGCAAGUGGGAGCUAGGGGCACUGGCAGCUGGAGAUGCAUUUUUGAGUGAUUGCUGAAACCACAUCCAUGCAAUGGAAGGACAGCAGCAUUUUACAGUCAUAAGCUUUGUGAGCACUAGUCUCUGAAAUUCGGUGCAUGUUACCUGCAAAUUGUGGCUUUAUGUUGAGAAGAACACUUGGAUUUGAUCAUUUAAAGCAUUAAUAUUCUCCAAAUUUUACCAAUCCGUAUCCUGUAGGUGAUGCUGCACUGCUGCCGCUCCACAGUGGGCUUUGUAGGUAUCUCAAGCCACCUUGACAACAGACCUUUCUGAUCCGAAGGCUGCUGUCACAGUUGGGAGCUGCCAGCCCUCAGCUUUAGGUUGUUGGACAGUGUAUGUGAAUAUCGUACCCAGUCAUUCCAGAGAUGACUAAGCCAGGUUGUCUCUCUCUUCUCAAAAAGAAAAAAGAAAAAAAAGAAAAAGAAAAGAACCCAUUUCUCCAGCCUUUGAAAAAUGACAAGAUAAUUGGUGUCUUGCCUUAUCAGCUGAGAAUUUAAAGUUGCAAUUGCAGCGUGGGUAGGAAUGAAGAGAAGCCAGCUUAGAUGCUGCAGAUACAAUUAAUCUCCUAACUGGAUUUUUGGGCUGGUGCUGGUUCACGUCUUGCUGGUGUGGAACGUAGUCAGUUCACAGAUGUAAUACUGCUUUAUUUCUGGUUGAGACCAUGAGGAUUUUCUGAGCAUUAGUAUCACGCCUAUGCUUAAUUGCUCUUAACCAUCCCAGCCGCCUAUAAGGAGAUGCACCCCGAGAGGUCUCACACCCUGAAUAUGCUGCAGCCAGCAAGCAUGUGUUUCUGCAGUGGGCUAUUAGCAGUUGUCACUGCAGCACUUUCUCAACUUCAAUCUGCUCUUCCAACUAAUAAAAAGGGAAGUGCAGCCCCGGGGAGAAUUGUCUUUGCAAUCAGUGAAUUAUUUUCCUAGUAUCAAUCCAGUUGUGUAUUGUUUGUUGGGCAGCUCUGCACUGUUGGACGAUUCUUUGUAAUUCCCCUCUCAAUAUUCCUUUGUGGCUGAUAAAUUUGAAUAGUGUAAUCCAACUUAGAGCUUUGUAACUAGACUUUAAAUUAUUCAGGAAAUACUUAAGUGUGUAAGAACAUGCCUUAAGUACACACUUAAGUACUUCUGUCUCCUGCAAAGCAUCUGAGCUUCUGAUGAAGUCCUAUCAAACAGUGCUGUCAACAGUGUCUCUGCUGAGAGGACUGAAAACUGAUUAUCGCUUGUUUUUCUUCCCCUUUAGAAGAAAGGGGAUUUAAGGGGCUUUAAGAAGGAUAAGUAGAGACCUGUAAAAAGAGGUGUGCGGGAUGGAAUUAGAAAAUAACCGUACACGUGUGCAAAACUGAAUUAUACACAGAUGCAGUUGAGAUGCUAUGCGAGAAGUUAGCCUGGAAUUUCCAACCAGCUGUGUUGAAUAGACAGCCAUAAUUCUGUAAUGCAGGUUGUCACUUACGGAUGCCUGGUUCUGUGAUCUAUGGAGUGUGCAGGAGGCCAGGUCACUUUCCCACUUGAGAAAGCAGAUUUGGAAAUUACUAAACUGUCCACUAUUUCUCAAUGAAGUUACGUGAUCUAUUGUGGCCUCUGUUUAGGAAGCUGAAUGUUAGCAUCUCAACUCUGACAGUGUCCCAUCCCAAGCUUGCUGAACUUUCUAUACAACUGGAAGAGUAAGUUCUCGUGAAGCUCGCUCACAGAACUUCAUGGUUUUGUUCUUUGUUACCGUUUCAUGCUGGUGUCAUUUAGGAGACAUUUUAGUGGCAUAACUCUCAGAAACAUAUUUUCGUUUUCAGUUUGGUUAGUAGCCUUUCAUUAAACAUAGUUUGUGAUGCAUCAUGCACAUAGCUGCAGCGUGCUGUGAAAGGUUAGACUAGGAAAACAGGAAGUUUCUUAAUAGCUGCAUGUGGAGGCAAGAGAGCUCUGUGGCUCCAGUAAUGCUUUUAGUCCUGUCAAGACAGAUGUCAUCUCGCCUUACCAACUUGUCUGGGCCUAGCACUGAAGUACCCAGUACUCUUCCCUUGCUGCAAUUAGUCUGAAACUAGACACGUUUUGAAGUGAAAUCCCUUUCUGUAAGCCAUGGCUGCUCCUGGAGCAUCUCUUCCAUGUCAGGUAAUAUCAGUGGGUGGAGAAGUAUUAAGCUCUGGAGGUGGACAGGUGGAAUAAACAUAGAAUCAUAGAAUAUCCCAAGUUGGAAGGGUGGUGGUCCUGCCCCUGCACUCUGCACUGAUGAGACCUCACCUGGAAUAUUGUGUCCAGAUGUGGAGUCCUCAGUAUGGGAGAGACACGGACCUGUUGGAGCACAUCCAGAGGAGGGCCAUAAAGUAAUCCAAGGGAUGAAACACCUCCCCUGCAAGGACAGGCUGAGAGAGCUGGAACUGUCUCUGGGGAGGCCUGAGAGCAGCCUUUCAGUAUCUAAAGGGGGGCUGGAAGAAAGAAGGGGACAGACUCUUUAGCAGGGUCUGUUGUGGUAAGACAAGGGGAAAUGGUUUCAAACUAAAAGAGGGGAGAUUUAGAUUGGAAAUAAGGAAGAAGUUUUUUUACAGUAAGGGUGGUGAAGCACUGGCACAGGUUGCCCAUGGGGGUGGUGGAUCCUCAUCCCUGGAGACAUUUCAGGUGAGGCUGGACCAGGUGCUAAGCACCUGAUGGAGCUGUAGGUGUCCCUGUUCGUUGCAGAGAAGUUGGAUCAGAUGACCUUUGAAGGUCACUUCCAACUCAAACAACUCUAUGAUUCUAUGAUCAUCUAGUCCAAGCUUGAUUUCUCCAGAUUUUGCUGGAGUGGUGUUUAGAAGAAAUGCAUGCCAGUUUGUAUUAGCUAUUUCAGACUGUGGAGAAGUCACGUUUGGAGCAUCUGUAGAUUAUGAGCAUCUUUGCUCAAGUCAAUGAUAAUAAUGAUGCAUAAAACAUGCAGGAAGCAAGAAAAUCUACUGAUCUGUGCUGAAGUGCCAGUCGUUCCCCAGCAGACUCUUAGGGCUUGGUCCCACAACCCCCUUUCACAUUUGCUCAGGCCCAGGUCAUGGUCCAGUUCUUUGCCAACACAUCUGCUGGAGCCCAGCAUUGUCUUCAGCGUAGACAUGGAAGGAGUGAUCUUGCCAACACAUGGUGUGAUUUUACACCACCGUUACGGAAUGAAGAGCCUUUCUCUUAGUGUAGAAACACUCUGAUCGCUGUGGGUCGCAGGACUGUUCUUGCUGGUGAGUUUUUCUCCUGACUUCUCCCACACAACUGUUUUGUGCUUGAUUAAGUAGAAAACAAAACCUCUGUUACAAUGCAAAGAUGCUGAGAUUUUAGUCAGACAACUCUGCAGGCAGGAGCCAUGUGAUGCUGGCAGUUGGCAUAGAGGGAAUAAGUGUUAUUAACUUUAAUGUGAGCAUCAGUGCAGGAAGUGGGAAUCUAAUUGGCCAUUAAUGUUAUUUGCCUGUAUGCAAAAUAAAUUAUUUGUUGCCCAAAGGGCUUCUAACAGGGAAAUAGAUUUCUGCUAAUGAUUUCCUCAAAAAUGCUUGUCCACGUGAAGAGGUGCUCCUUGUACGAGCACCAUGAUCUUUCUUUUGAGGUAAAAAGAAAUGACUGAAGGCAAGCAGUAACCUGGUAUGCCAGAAAUCACUAUAGUUAUGAGUGCUUCUCCCAGGACUUGUAAAGCUGAGGCCCACAGGACCUUGCUCCUAGGCAUUAGGAAAUGAAGCGUAGAAAGACUUGAAGAAGCAGAAGCAAAUCCCAGCGGUGCCUUACCGGGCUGUGCCUGGCUCCCUUGGGCGCUCUGACUGGUCCCCCAGUGCAAACCCACUGCAGUCAGUGGAUUCUCUCACUGACAUCUGCACACUUGGGAGCAGGCAGGCUCUUUUCAUCUGUCGAGACCAGAAAAGUCUCAGAGUAUCACCAUUGGGUCUGUCUUGUCCAGACAAUGCAACUCGGUCAUUGCUGACAACUCUUCCUGUAAGAGGGCCUUACAGCUGGGACUUUUUUUUUUUUUAAGCUUUGGAAACUGAAACUAAUUUUUUUCAAAGGUAUAUUUUAUUUUUAAAAAGUAGAUUUUGGUGAUAGGAUUUUUUUAUUUUAUUUUAUUUUUUCUUUUCUCCUCCCUCUGCAUGUUACAAACCAGCGUUCCGGGGAGGUGUCCCUGUGUUUCCCACUCAUCUGUGAGAUAGCUCUCUCUGAGUCUCUCUGUAAAAAUGAGUCGAUGUCUUGUAAGUCUGCUUGUAUGCAUAACGAACAGUUGAGCUGGGUUGCUGUUCCGUACAAUUAGUGUUUCAACUGUCAUACUGCAAACAGCACAUACUGCACUCCUGUGCCACUGUAAUCUGCAUCACUGUUGUACUCAAGUCAAUGAAUAAAGUUUGAAGCUUUAUUCUUAA
This is a messenger RNA of Gallus gallus (chicken), 12500 nucleotides long. RefSeq names its product actin binding LIM protein 1 (gene ABLIM1). The transcript is spliced from 26 exons. The coding region runs from base 3473 to 6025 and encodes 850 amino acids. Gene Ontology annotation, cellular component: stress fiber; actin cytoskeleton. The record is from RefSeq and is a predicted model, not a curated record. Gene Ontology annotation, biological process: cytoskeleton organization; lamellipodium assembly; cilium assembly. Lineage: Eukaryota; Metazoa; Chordata; Aves; Galliformes; Phasianidae. Gene Ontology annotation, molecular function: actin filament binding.